CAAAGAAUUCCAUUCCCAAACUCCCCUUUCUCUUAUAACAAUAAUUACUUAUAUUACCCCCAAAAAAAAAAAAAAAAAAAAAAACAUAUUAAUUACUUAAGAUUUAUUUUCUCCUUGCUCUGUUUCCGAAAAGCAUAUACAAUUUGUAGGGACCACCCACAAUGGAUUUAUUUGUUUAUUCAUGGAAAUUCAGAUAAGAAAACCGCAACGACUUUGAUACCCCGUUUGACUUGUAUUUUUUCUUAGAAUAACCCAAAUAUAUAAUUUUUUCUUUUUUUUUUUUUUUAAAGAAAAAAUAGAAAAAGAAAAAACCAACAUUAAAGAUUCAAUAUUGUCUACCUUUCAUUAAUUUAUCUUUCUCACUCUGAUCUGUGAUCUUCCAGGAGCAUCUGCGACAUUGGACUCUGGCUGUCGAAUCCAUGAGGUUGCUUGCUGUUCGAUUGUUUAGAUAUAUGCCUGCAGGAGUGAUUGCAGAAUGCAAUUGUCAUGGGAUUCUUCACUCAGUUUUGUUGUAUUGUUUUGGUGGAAAUAGUGUUUGAAAACUGUCGAAUAUGGAUGGUGAAUUUGAUGUGACAGCUUGCUUAUUUGCUGAUUUGUUUGGAAUGACGACUAACAAUUGUGUGUAAGAUUGCAACACAUGGUAGCGAAAUUCGGUGGCAAAAGAUUUUUGAGAUGAAUGGAGCUCUGAAAUAUGGAAAACGAGAAUGAAGCUAAAUAAAAUGCAAGAACCAGUUGGUUAUGUUGCUAAUAGAGAUUGUCUUGAAGAGAAUCUUCAACUUCCAGUAAGAUGUCUUCUAGUAAGAGCGCGUUGCAUCAGCUUAAGGAUGGAGUGGUUCAGAAUCGUAGCUCAGAUUUUUUAGAUAGGCAUAAAUUUGAAGCACAUCUUGCUCCAAAGAAUUUGAAAGGAGAUGAAACUUUUAAUCAUCUUCAAGAUCAAGAGGCUAUGGUAGUGGAACUUCAUUCACAAGCCAGAAAGCUAGGAGAGGAGAUCCAAUUCCUCCGUGAACAAAUAUCUGUUGCUUCUGUCAAGGAAAUGCAGCUGCUUACUGAGAAGUAUGCAUUGGAAACUAAACUUGCGGACUUACGAUUGGCAGUAGAUGAGAAGCAAAAUGAAGCCAUUACCUCUGCCCUAAAUGAGUUGGCUGGCAGAAAAGGUGAUCUUGAAGGAAAUUUAAAAUUAGCACAUGAAUUGAAGGUUGAAGAGGAUGAAAGAUAUGUCUUCAUGUCAUCCUUGCUUGGACUAUUGGCUGAGUAUGGUAUUUGGCCCCGUGUAAUGAAUGCUGCUGCUAUAUCUAGUAGUAUAAAGCACCUAUAUGAUCAAUUACAGUGGAAGAUUAAAGUGUCGCAUGAUAGAAUUAGAGAAAUAACGACAGUGGUGGAGAAUCAUUCUGAAAGUGGGUCACAUGGUAUAGGCAGCCUAGGUCCUGGCAUAUUGAAUGGUCAACUUUCUAAUAGAUCCACGGGUCAGCGUGGUUCUUCUCCCUAUAAUGACUUUGUUGAUGGACUUGUGGAUCCAACUGACAUACCAAGAUAUAUGACUGAUCAUACACACAUUAGGAAUGUGAUGCUAACCAACAAUGGAAUUCCUCAGGAGUUCACACCCAAUACUACUAGGGUGAUGGCUAGCCCUAUGCCUCCUCCCAUCCCAAAUGAUGAGAUUGCUUCUUCUAUUUCAGAAGAGGGCCCUGGCAUAGAGAAUUUUCAGAUUGUUGGUGAUGCCAUUCCAGGAGGCAAGCUUCUUGGAUGUGGAUUUCCAGUACGAGGGACAUCUCUUUGCAUGUUUCAGUGGGUUCGUGAUCUUCAGGAUGGAACUAGGCAGUACAUUGAAGGAGCCACCAAUCCUGAAUAUACUGUCACUGCUGAUGACGUCGAUAAAAUAAUUGCUGUUGAGUGCAUACCAAUGGAUGACCAUGGCCGUCAGGGAGAUCUGGUCAGACUUUUUGCUAAUGAUCAAAACAAAAUAAAAUGUGAUCCAGAAAUGCAAAAGGAAAUUGACACGCAUAUUUCCAGAGGACAAGCCGCAUUUAGUGUUCAAUUGUUGAUGGAGUCUUCUGAGAAUUGGGAGGCAUCAACUUUAACUUUGAGGCGGUCCAACUACCAAAUUAAGAUCAAUAGCACAGAAGAUAUCGUAAUACAAAAUAAAUUCUCAGAAGAUUUGUCAAUUAAGGUUCCCUGUGGGUUUUCAUCACAGUUUGUUUUGACAUGCAAUGGAUCUUCUCAUCCUUUCAGAACAUACAAUGUUCGGAUUCGCGAUACACUAGUGUUGACCAUGAGAAUGUUCCAAAGCAAGCAGGCGUUGGACGAGAGAAGGAAGGGAAGAGGAUAGCAAGUCCGGUUGUUUCUUAUAGCCAAUCUCUGGUUGAUUCUUAUAGCCGUUAUUCAUUGUUAGAUGACUGAAAGAAAUGUUGAAUCAGAGAAUAAAUUUUGUAUCUUAGUUUGUAAUAGUAAAGAUGAAGAUGUUUUCAGUCAAAAAAAUAAAUAAAUAAAUAAAUGAAAUGAAGAUGAUCAUACA
This is a messenger RNA of Ziziphus jujuba (common jujube), 2512 nucleotides long. RefSeq lists its product as uncharacterized. Bases 788 to 2326 code for a protein of 512 amino acids. NCBI's taxonomy places the organism in Eukaryota, Viridiplantae, Streptophyta, Magnoliopsida, Rosales, Rhamnaceae. The transcript has 21 exons. The record is from RefSeq and is a predicted model, not a curated record. Gene Ontology annotation, cellular component: plasma membrane.